CCUGAUUGACAUCCUUCCGGCCAGGAAGAUGGCCGUACACAACAAAUAGUGAACUAUAUUUCAUUCGUUUUCUUCGUUUUAUAGACGUAUAGCCGAGGUAUUUCCUGGAAAAAAAUCAACCAGUAUCCAUGGAGACCCCACAGCCCGGCCCAGCAGACGGAGAGGAGCGACCAGUGGAGCUGCGGCCCAGAACACGCUCAAACCCGGAAGGUGCAGAGGACAGGCGCAGCAGCACUGGUAGCCUAGGCAACAGCAACCCCAGCACCCCGCAGCCUGCAGUGGGCAGCCGAGUGGAGGGAGAGGGGGAGGCCUCGACCAGCGACAGUCCUCCUAGCUCCACCACCACCACAAUCUCUGCCACCACAGCCCAGACCGUAGCCCCUAUAGUGGCAGCUACGGUCAAUGCCAUAGUAGGCCUGCCCACCCCCACGCCAGUGGCCAAGGACAGGCCCAAACCCACCCAGGCUCCUCCCCCUCUGGCGCCCCCCAUCCCUCCCACGGCAGAGUUCCAGCUACGAGCACCCCGCGUCAACUGUCCAGAGAAAGUGAUCAUCUGUUUGGAUCUCUCUGAAGAGAUGUCAUCACAAAAGCUGGAGUCCUUCAAUGGAUCCAAGACCAACGCUCUCAAUAUUUCCCAGAUGAUUGAGAUGUUUGUGAGAACAAAACACAAGAUUGACAAGCGCAUGAGUUUUGCCCUGGUGGUUGUUAAUGACGAUGCCUUGUGGCUGUCAGGUUUCACCUCUGACCCGGGACUGUGCAGCUGUCUCUAUGACCUGGACACCAACGUGUGUGAAACCUUCAAUCUACAGGAUCUUCUUAAUGAUCUUCCUCUCAUGGACAACAUCCAGACCAUCCCCCCUCCGUUUGUAGUCAGGACUCUCCUCAUCUACAGUAGACACGCUGGACAGCUGCAGUUCAGUCCCUCAGACGCUGUCAAUAGCAUGCUGCUGUCUCCCUACUUCUUCUUUGAUGUGGUUUACCUUCACAACGGGGCUGAGGAGCAGGGGAUGAGGCCAGCUGGAGGUGAGUGGUCGAGAAGAGGAGGGAGGGAUUCAAGGAGAACAGCGGCACAGACAUUCGUCCGAGCUCUGAAAUGUUACUAUGACAUCUACACAUCGUUCUGUAACCUGGACUCUAAAGGCACCUGUUACCACUUCGAGGUAUCUCUGUGUGGGCCGGCCAUCGAGCUCCACAACUGCAUGGCCAAGCUGCUGUCCCACCCCCUCCAGAGACCCUUCCAGAGCCAUGCGUCCUACAGCCUGCUAGAGGGAGAUGACCCCCAGGACGUAGAGGCCACCGUCUAACUGGAGGUGCCUGGUCGAGCGACGGACCCCCAGGGGAGGCCAGUGUUUAACUCGGGGGUCUUCAGAGUACCCUGGUCCUGGAGAGUUACAGGGUCUGCAGUGCAGGGAUGGAGCAAAAACCUGUUGAGUCAAGUGUGUUAGUGGCCGGCGCUGGACUAAACGUCUGCACACGCUGUAACUCUCCAGAACCAGGCUUGGAGAACACUGCUCUAACUGGACAAGGAGAUGGGUUGCUAGGAGAUGGGUUGCUAGGAGAUGGGUUGCUAGGAGAUGGGUUGCUUGGAGAUGACAAUGGGGAAAUUAGGAAGCAUGUGUGUAUGUAUUUCAUUUAGUUUUAAACCUGAUUUGGGGACAGUGUUUUCCCUACAAGUCUUAAAGAGUGAAAUCCAUGGCGGCACUUCUAUGCCUACACAAUAGAUGUCACCCAUUUCCAUGGCUGGCUUGUGGAAAACGUACAUUGAAAUAACUAAAUAUAGCUAAUAUACACGGUCAGGAGCAAGGUUGUUGUAAUGGGCUGUUUGAGAAGGGUUGUAAACUGAUUCAUUUUCUUGUUUUUACAUCCGUACACCCUCUGAUGGGUACGUUUGUCUUGUCAGUCAGCUGUUUAUAUUCCCACUUAUGUUUGUUUUGUCAAUUGUAGUUUCGUUGAUCUGUAUCUGAUGAUUAAAAGAUAAAUGUUAGGUUUAAUCUA
Messenger RNA from Salvelinus sp. IW2-2015, 1995 nucleotides. Lineage: Eukaryota; Metazoa; Chordata; Actinopteri; Salmoniformes; Salmonidae. The record is from RefSeq and is a predicted model, not a curated record.